Alligator mississippiensis (American alligator) is the source of this 2158-nucleotide messenger RNA. RefSeq names its product CUE domain containing 2 (gene CUEDC2). NCBI's taxonomy places the organism in Eukaryota, Metazoa, Chordata, Crocodylia, Alligatoridae. The transcript is spliced from 10 exons. Bases 791 to 1798 code for a protein of 335 amino acids. Gene Ontology annotation, molecular function: ubiquitin binding. The record is from RefSeq and is a predicted model, not a curated record.
CUUGAUGUACUUUGAAAGCAAUCCUAGAAUGGUCUGCUGAGUACUACAGAUACUGAAUGCCUUGCAAACCCUAGCUGUGAUCCCAUAGUCCUUUUUCAGGCAACUUCCUCUCAAGUAAAUUUACGUCUUGCCUGUGUAAGGAGCACAACAUCAGUGCAGUGCAGCCAUCCAGUAUCUUGCUACCUGCAUGCUGUUCAGUGUGGAAGGUGAGGGAAAAUUCUGGUCAUUGACACAGUAGCUUGUGUAGUGUUAAUUAGAAGAAGCAAUCUGGAGACAGUUAAGUUAUUGAAAAGUGUCCUCUCUUGAAUACAAACACACAAAGGCCAGUGAGAAACAUGAAAGAAAAUGUAGUUCUGCUAGACAGGAUAUACAGACCUAAAUGUGUGAAUCUUGCUAUAUGGAGUCUAUCUUGUUUCUUUGGUUUUGGUCUUUAAAAAUACCUCUGGUCAGUUUCUCCAGGCCCCCUUCACAAGGGGCAGGGUUUCUUCCUUACAGGAGUUGUGACAAAGGUGCUACAGAGUUCAGCUAACUUCAAGGUUGGCUAAAUUGAAUUAGAAUAGGGAAAACAGUGCCCUGUGAGGGAGUGAGCAACAGAAGCCUUGAUUAUUGCAUUCCAGAGAUAAGCUGGAAGGUCAGCAGCAGUCAUCUAACAUCAGUGCUGGCCUAUUUACACCCGGACCUACUAGCGCUUUCCCUCAGAGGCUGCCUUCUUCAUGCAGAGGUCUUCUCUGAAAGAAAUCCAUGCUAUGAACCAGCACAGAAUUCAAUUUGUCUGCUUCAGAGACAAUAGAUGAAAAGCCACAUAAUUUUCAACCUGUUUCCAGAGUCAAGAUAUUUAAAACAUAAAGUUAAAAUUACAUCUUGCAUCUCUCACUUAAAAUUGUAUAGCUGUGGCACAGAUUUCUUCACCAGUAUAAAAAAAUGGACAUCUGGAUUAAGAGCAAUGGAGCGGGAAAGAAUAAUUCGAGAUACCUUGACGUGCUUUAUCCAGUCCUAUAUCCCUAAUGCUGAUCUUGGUGGGAUGGAUGAAGUUGUCUUCUCCUACAUCACUAGUGUCUUAGAAGAGCUGGGUUUACCAGAGUCCUCUGAAGAGAACUUUGAUAUGGAUACCUUUGUGGAAAUGAUGGAAGCAUAUAUCCCUGGCUUUGCAGAAAUCAACAGUGGAGAUGUUUGUGAAAUGAUGUUUUCUCUCUCUGAAAGGCUCAGUAAAGCUCACAACCAAGAAAAGUUUUGCCAAAGGCCUGUGGAAAGCAUGAACAAAGCACCCACCGAAGAGCUGAACUGGAGCAGCAAGCAGGGAGCAGGUGCGCCUGAGAAGGAAAUACUGCGUACGCCAGCAGAAGAAGCCAUAGCUGAGGGAGGAGGUGACCUGAAGGAUGGCGUGGAGCUGCUCCUGGAGAUGUUCCCAGCCUGCACUGUGAGCCAGGCUCAGACAGCGUUGGCCAUGGCGCUGGGAAACCUUGAAGAGGCAGUACAGCUCAUCAUAGAGGAGAAGGUGGAAAUCAGCCCAGUGGAUGCUACCCUGAAGGAGAUGGUGAGGCCCCGCAGAGCACCUAAGCAAGAGGAACUAAAACAGUUGAUCUUACAGAAAUACAUGAUGGUGGACAGUGCAGAGGAUCAGAAAACACACCGGCCAGUACCACCAAAGGAGGCUCCCAAGAAGCUAAUCCGCUACAUAGAUAACCAGGUAGUGAGCACAAAGGGCGAGCGAUACAAGGACAUGAAGAAGCCAGAGAGUGAGGAGAUGAAGAGAACUUACAUCAGCCUCAAACCAGCCAGGAAGUAUAAAUUCCACUGAUGGAUGUUCCCUCCACAUUAUCAUCCUCUGCCUUGAAUGGAGCGCUGGACCUGCAGCAGUUAGUGGAGUGCAGAUGGUCCCCUCCUGCCCUAACUGGAACUAAUCCCUGGGAGCCAGGAUGCUGCUUUCACCUCCCCAAGUUAGCACCUGCUGCCCUGGAGGGGCCUGAGCAACACCAUCCCCCACACCAGGGGCCAGGCUUGCAGAACCAGCUGAGUCCUAGGCACCCCCUGCUCCUUCAUGCAUGGGGGUUUUAAAACCUAACGUGGGCUUGUGCUGUCAUGACAAGCUUUUUAAACCUGUGUGCACUGAUUGUACUGAGUGUCGCUGUUAAUAAAGAUGAUGUGAGUUUAUGUGAAA